AUGCUCUCCGGGCAGGCUCGCCGCGGCGUGUCUGCCACCCGAGCACUGGCAUUGAGCCAUGCACGACCACAAUUGCGAUCAAUUCCUGGUCAAUUGAAUCUUCUGUCUGUUUCUCGGCGUCAUAUCGUCACUAGAACACUGGGACACUGGCGCAUAGAGAGAGUGGACAAUGGCGUCAGGCGAUCUCAGCACCGCGCUCUUGCGACGGCCGUUGACGACUUCAAACUCGACAAUUCCAUUUAUGGCAGCUUCCCUGCACCGUCGCUGGCCCCAUUUCAACAACCUCUGCGCCCAUACGAAUUGACGCCGUUCGACCCAACCUCUCCUCUCACGAUACCCGAGGCACCUGCCACAUCCCCUAUCCACACAAAAGUCAGCCCACACGGCAUCCCUGGUGAAGCAGACGACAUGCUUCUAGUCUUUGAUGCCUGCAUCAGAGUCGGGAAACUCGACCGCGCCGCUCUGGUCCUGAAGCGCAUGAACAUUUACCAGAGUCUCUCUCCUGAGGAGCGCAUCCUUCUUCACAACCAAUACCUAAGAGCCUCGCUGGGGCAGCUGAGAGCAAGUCCAGACCGACGACGAGCCGAACAGCUUCACAAAUUUUACGAAAUGAAUAUCCGAAACAAAGGCCUGCCACAAACGGCCGAAACGGUCGCUUGCAUGCUGAAGGCGUCCAUUCUAUCUGAACGUGGCGCCCGACUGACUCGCCUCAUCACGCGCUACAUGGGGAUGGCCCCUGGCGAAUCCGGGCUGCGUGUUCUGAGCAUGGCUGAAAUUCUGAGCGAUCAAGAUCUUGCCGUUAUUACUGCACAAUGUCCAACAUACAAUUAUUCUGCGGAACCAGACUUCGAGGAGGACAUGGAGGAUGACGGCUCUGGCAACGAUACACAGAUGCUCUCGGAAGACAUGCCUGAAACUGCCCCCUCACCAAGCUCUGGACCUAUUCCCGAACUUGUUCCAACUCCUCAGCGAGGCGAUUCCUUGGUUGCCCUGAAGGAAGGCCUCAAGCUUGUUUCCAAUCUCGAGGGCUUCGACGCCUCAAACCUCUCCAAAGACGAUUUACAUAGCUUGCAGCUCCAGCUCGAGCGCGAUUCUAUCAGCGCCGCUGUCCAAAAAUGGCGAAACCAGAAUAAGCAGCUGCAAAAAGUGGGAAUUACCACUGGCCUGAGCGGACCAACUAAAGAGGGCUCAUUGUCGAGUUAUACAUCAUCGUGGCUUAACGCCAUGGAGGCGCGCAUCAAAGAGGAGAUUGCGCAAGUGGAAGUAUCCGAAAACAAGGCCGUCAAAUCUGAGAGGGACAUCGAAAGAUGCAUCUUCGGCCCUUUCAUCAGACAAUCAGACCCUGCGAGAUUAGCCGCUGUGACCAUCCUCAGCACGCUGAACGCCGGCACCCUCCUUGGAGUCGACAAGGGUAUUGCCAUCCAAAAAAUUAUUACCACAGUAGCCAAGCAAGCGCACGAAGAUAUCGAACUUCAGAAAAAGGAGAAGAAAAAAGUCCGGCGUCGCAAGGUGACAUAUGAUGCUUCCAAAGCGAACCCCGACGAAGUCGCUUCUGUGUCUCAGAUCACAGAAAGCAAAGAAGCGGCGAAGCGAAUCGAAGAGUCUGCUAGUCAGCCUUGGUCCAUGCAGAUCAAGGCCCAAGUGGGAGCCUUUCUCGUCAAGGCGCUCAUUGACUCAGCAAAGGUCAAAGCCAUCAAGCGACACCCUACCUCCGGAGAACUUGUCAGCCAAUACCAACCUGCCUUUACUCAUAUUCAACAGCCACGCAAAGGUAAAAAGGUCGGCAUGCUCAUUAUGCACAACACCCUGGUUGAGCAGCUUAAGCGUGAACCGUUGGGCGAUUUUCUUGCUAAGCACCUGCCAAUGAUUGUUGAGCCGAAGCCGUGGAGGAACAUGAAUGACGGCGGUUUUCUCGAAAGCAAAACUAGCGUCAUCCGAGUCCAGCCAGGAAAUGUUGAACAGCGACUCUAUGCCAAGGCUGCUGUGGACUGUGGCGACAUGAAGCAAGUUUUUAAGGGUCUCGACGUUCUCGGACAGACGGCAUGGCAGAUCAACCGUGGUGUCCUAAACGUUAUGAUGGAAGCCUGGAACUCGGGUGAAGAGAUUGCCAACAUGCCAGCUCUAGAACCAAAAUUCGACGUACCCGCGGAGCCCGACUCGACAGCAAACCCUGCCCUGCACAAGAAAUGGAUACGCGACAUCAAGGCCAUCGAAAAUGAGCGUUCUGGCUUACACUCACAGCGCUGCUACAUGAACCUGCAGUUGGAAAUUGCCCGAGCCUUUCGCAACCAGACCGUCUAUUUCCCUCAUAACGUCGACUACCGUGGUCGUGCGUAUCCCAUGCCUACGUACCUGAAUCACAUGGGUGCCGAUCACGCACGGGCUCUACUUUCAUUCGAGAAGGGGAAACCCCUCGGGGAAACUGGCCUGCGAUGGCUGAAGAUUCACCUGGCCAACGUUUACGGCCUGGACAAGGCUAGCUUUGAAGAGCGCGAGGCCUUUGCGAACGAAAGUGCCAGCCACAUCAUUGAAUCUGCAACCAACCCUCUCAACGGAAGCCGAUGGUGGCUCAAGGCCGAGGAUCCGUGGCAAUGCCUCGCUGCCUGCUUCGAACUGAAGGGGGCGCUCGAGCUGGAAGAUCCAACCACCUACGUGUCUCGUCUUCCAAUCCAACAGGAUGGUACAUGCAAUGGCCUACAACACUACGCUGCUCUGGGUGGUGAUUUGUGGGGUGCAAAGCAAGUCAAUCUGGAGCCAGGAGACCGCCCUGCGGAUGUUUAUUCCGCCGUCGCGGACCUGGUCAAGGAGGCCAUCGCCAAAGACGCUGCUGCUAAAAACAAGUUUGGCCUUGUGCUCGAUGGCAAGAUCACUCGCAAGGUUGUCAAGCAAACUGUCAUGACCAACGUCUAUGGAGUCACAUUUGCUGGUGCUAAGAAGCAGGUUUGCAGGCAAAUUGAUGCUCUGUAUCCCGACCUCGGCAAGCAGUGCGGUAUCCCGAACCUGAUGCUGUCGACGUAUAUCGCCCGACACGUGUUCACUGCCUUGGCUUCCAUGUUUCGUGGUGCUCACGAUAUUCAGUACUGGCUGGGAGAAAUUGGUGGACGGGUCUGCCGGGCCCUGACACCUGCUCAGCUACAGCAUAUCGCCGACGAGUAUGCGAAUGGGUCGACCGACAACAAGAAAGGAAAGGUAGCAAAGGCUUCCAAAGCAGGGAAAUCAGGCUUUGACGAGCUCACAAAACAGUUUCGUUCUACAGUGGUCUGGACAACUCCGCUGCGCAUGCCCGUGGCCCAACCAUACCGCAAGACGACUGCGCGGGAGAUUCGAACUUGUCUUCAGUCUCUUGCAUACCAUUCGAGCGACUCUACCGACCCUGUCAACAGGAGGAAGCAGCUCCAGGGAUUUCCGCCGAAUUUCAUCCAUUCCCUCGACGCAAGCCACAUGCUGCUCACCGCGCUGGAGUGUCAUGAGCGCGGUCUUGAUUUUGCAGCCGUUCAUGAUUCUUUCUGGACUCACGCCGCCGACGUUAAUGUCAUGAACGAGGUCAUCCGAGAUUCGUUCAUCAAGAUUCACGAAGAGGAUGUUAUUGGGCGUUUGGCUGCCGAAUUUGAAACACGACACAAGGGAUCUCUAUUUCUGUCUCACAUCGAUGCCGCGUCGCCGGUUGCUAAGAAGAUCAAGGCUUUGAGGAAGAAGAGCAAUCUCACUCCAAAAGAAGAACUUCUUCUCGAGCAUAAACGCAACUCUCUGCGACUAUCUGGCAAUCCCUGGGACCUGGAAGCAGCUAAACAAAUCAUCACGCCUGCCGCCGUAUACGAGGAAAUGGCCGGCACAGAGCCCGACCUGGGCAUUGCGGAAGAUAUCCGCGACAUUGGUCUGGGCGAGAUUUCCGCAGAGGAUGCCACGGCUGAUGCGGACGAGAACCAGAGAGCUCUUGCGGAUGAGACAGAUUCGACUCUUGACUCCGAGGUGCAGCGAUCCAAGGCGCUUCUCUGUGAGAUGGACGGUUCGUCAUUUGAGAAUGCAGCUCUGCGUGACCGACCAGCGACAAAAGCCAAGGCGUCCGCCAAGAGGCGUCAGCCAGUUCCUGUCUGGCUUCCGCUGACCAUUCCCGACAUUCCCGAGAAGGGCGACUUUGACGUCAGUCGCCUGCGGGGAAGUCAAUACUUUUUUUCUUGA
Messenger RNA from Cordyceps militaris CM01, 4179 nucleotides. Its product is annotated as mitochondrial DNA-directed RNA polymerase, putative. Gene Ontology annotation, cellular component: mitochondrial DNA-directed RNA polymerase complex. Lineage: Eukaryota; Fungi; Ascomycota; Sordariomycetes; Hypocreales; Cordycipitaceae. The transcript has a single exon. Bases 1 to 4179 code for a protein of 1392 amino acids. Gene Ontology annotation, molecular function: mitochondrial promoter sequence-specific DNA binding; DNA-directed RNA polymerase activity. Gene Ontology annotation, biological process: mitochondrial transcription. The record is from RefSeq and is a predicted model, not a curated record.